AUGGCUCUCAAUUACGACUAUGAUGAAUCCAGUGAAACGUGGCCAUUCUUCCUCCUAACAAUAUUAUUGAUGCUUUUGAUACCAUUGACUUUGAUGCAAUGCUACAAAUUAAUCUAUAGUAAAUCAAAAAAGGACACUAGGAACCAUGAAGAUGACAAGUAUUCCGAAUUGGAAGCUCUAAACGACAUAGAUACACCAGAAGAAAUUAUCAAAUUCCGUUCCAAAUAUACCUCCAAGAGUAAACUCUCCUGCCUUUUCAAUUGGAAAAACCUUUUCAUUGUUGUAGGUUGGGCCGUUGUUUUCUAUUUAGUUCAAAGAAUAUCUAACAACGACGCCAUUAAACAGGCUGCAAUUGGUAUUUUCGAUCCUUAUGAUAUCUUAGGUAUUUCUUCAAGCUCUUCAGAUAAGGAUAUUAAAUCCGCUUAUAGAAAAUUAUCCAUUAAAUUCCAUCCAGAUAAAUUAUCUAAAGAUUUAUCCGCUGAUGAAAGAAUUGUUAUGGAAGAAAAAUAUGUUCAAAUUACAAAAGCAUACGAAGCUCUUACAGAUGAAACAGUUAGAGAAAAUUAUCUGAAAUAUGGUCAUCCUGAUGGUCCACAAUCUACUUCUCAUGGUAUUGCCCUACCAAGUUUCAUGGUUGAAGGUUCCUCUUCUCCAAUUUUAAUUAUGUUCUAUAUCUCAUUAUUAGGUAUUGUCUUACCUUAUUUUGUUAGUAAAUGGUGGUCCAAGACUCAAUCUUAUACAAGGAAAGGUAUCCAUACAAAAACCGCUUCUUAUUUCGUCGAUAGAUUAGUUAAUUAUAAACCAUCAGAAGUAGUCACUGUGGAUUUGAUUAUUAAAUGGUUAUCUCAUGCGGAAGAAUUUAAACAAUUUUAUCCUUCUUUAACUUCAAAAGAUUUUGAAGAAUUAUUACAUGAUCAUAUUAAUCGUAAAUCAAGUAAUGAAAAGGGUCCAGAUAGAAACAUCAUUAAAAAUAGAAUUGUCGCUAAAUGCCACUCUUUAUUAUUAGGUCUUUUAGAUAUUGCUGCCGGAUUUAGAAACACUGAUGUUGCCAAUGUUACAUUAGAUACUUUUAAAUGUAUUGUUCAAGCCAUUCCAAGCAAUCCAAAGGCAGAACUUUUACAAUUACCAAAUGUUGACAAGGAACAAUUUGAAAAUGGUAGCUUAGAUGAUAUUUUCACCAUUGGUAAAUUAUUCACAUUUGAUGAUGAAAGAAUCGGUAAAAUUUUAGGUAUUAAAGAUGAAAAAUUAUUAAAACGUACUUUAACUGUAGCAUCUAAUAUCCCACAUAUAAGAUUAUUAAAGGCUGAUUUUGUUGUUCCAGGUGAAACCCAAGUGACUCCAUUAUCUACUCCUCAUAUUUCAUUAAAAGUUUUAAUCCGCUCUGCUAAACACAAGAUUAUUAACACAGAAUCGUUCCCGGAAUCAAUGUUAUCUGAACCACAAGAUUUUGAACAUCAAAGAAAUCCAUUUUCUAUCAUUGAAGAACAACCUUUAAUUCCAUAUAGUUACUCCCCUUAUUUCCCAGUAAAGAGACGUUCAGCAUGGUGUUGUUUAAUCGCAUUACAAAAAGAUAAUAAAAUAAUUCAAACACCAGCUAUAAUAAAUAAUUUGUCAUUCCAUAAUUUAUCAAAAUCUCUGGACAAGAGGGAAGUUAAAAUGGCAGGUAAAGACAUUAAAGGUUUCAUUCCUGAAGAUUGGGAAAUUGGUACCAUUAAAGUUCCAUUAGGUCAACCUGCUCCUAAUCAAGAAGGUGCAGUUUAUUUCAGAAUUAUUCUAAAGAAUACUGAUUAUUUCGGUGCUGAUUUAGAUUUCACAAUGACUAUGAAUGUCCGUGAGUAUUCUGAAAAGGAUUUACAACAAAUGAGGGAAGAAAGUUAUAAUAAUGAUGAUGAGGAUUCUGAUGUUGAUGAAUCUGAAGAGGAGUUGGAGGAAUCUGACGAUGAAGGUAGUGAUAGUGAAUAUACUGAUAUAGAUACAGACACAGAAGUGGAAGAAGACGCCGUGGAAGAUAGGGAAAUAAAAAAUAACUUACUUUUCAUAUAA
Molecule: messenger RNA, 2043 nt
Organism: Naumovozyma dairenensis CBS 421
Lineage: Eukaryota; Fungi; Ascomycota; Saccharomycetes; Saccharomycetales; Saccharomycetaceae
Gene: SEC63
Product: protein-transporting protein SEC63
Exons: 1
Coding region: 1-2043 (680 amino acids)
Biological process (GO): post-translational protein targeting to endoplasmic reticulum membrane; SRP-dependent cotranslational protein targeting to membrane
Cellular component (GO): Sec62/Sec63 complex
Molecular function (GO): transmembrane protein transporter activity; RNA binding
Source: RefSeq, a predicted model, not a curated record